ACUGCAUCGCCUCACCUGAAAUAAAGCAAAGUGAUCGCAGAAUCAGUGAGGUGAACAAAUCUGCAAUCCUAGCCAUACAGAGGAAUGUGUUUCCACAAAAGGCUGUUCAACGCAAUGACCAACAACAACAACAAAACUUCUUCCUCCGCUAUUCAAUCUCUUUACGACCUCUGCACUGAGGCUUUCACGCCUUCAGCCGCUUCUCCGCCCUCUCUCGCCGUCGUUCACAAGCUUUCUUCUUUGCUAGACACUAUUGGACCUGCUGAUGUUGGCCUUAGUGAUGCUAGCAAAGAGGAUGACAGAGGUCAUGGUCCUUUUGGAAUAUUUUCAUACAACCGAGUAGAUCGCUGGUCACAACCGCUAACUUAUGUGGAUAUACAUGAAGGAAAAAAUUUCACGAUGUGCAUGUUUUGUUUCCCAACUUCUUCUGUUAUUCCACUCCAUGAUCAUCCCGGUAUGACUGUGUUGAGCAAAGUCUUAUAUGGUUCCUUGCAUGUUAAAGCAUAUGAUUGGGUAGAGCCACCCCGCGUCAGAAAAAUUCAGGGGACCGAGCAUUCUACAGUCAGACUGGCUAAAUUGGUUGUAGAUAAAGUUCUAACUGCACCAUGUAGCACAUCGAUUCUGUAUCCAAGGAGUGGAGGGAAUCUGCAUUGUUUUACUGCACUCACUCCUUGUGCAGUUCUCGACAUCCUUGCUCCCCCAUAUGAUGAAUAUGCCGGCCGGAGAUGCUCUUACUACCGCGAUUAUUCUUGUUCCAGCUUCUCCUCUGAAGACGAUCAAAGUGGUAUCGAGAAAGAAGAGGAGUAUGCGUGGCUUGCAGAGAUUGACACACCCGAUGACCUCUACAUGCGCCCAGGAACUUAUAAUGGUCCACAUAUUCAAAAGUGAUUCUCAUUGCAAGCGUUCUUCAUCCACAACAAAAUGAUACAUCAAACUGCGCCAUCUUCGGUAAAUAAUCCUAUUUAAGCAACUAAUCUAUGGAUUAUGGUGUUGUAGUCCACAUUACAUGUAACUUGAAAUUUAUGUUAAUGUACCCCUUUUGAGUUUCUAAA
Molecule: messenger RNA, 1052 nt
Organism: Salvia hispanica
Lineage: Eukaryota; Viridiplantae; Streptophyta; Magnoliopsida; Lamiales; Lamiaceae
Product: 2-aminoethanethiol dioxygenase, putative (DUF1637)
Molecular function (GO): oxidoreductase activity, acting on single donors with incorporation of molecular oxygen, incorporation of two atoms of oxygen
Source: RefSeq, a predicted model, not a curated record